AUGGAUGUAGAAGAGAAUGAUGAAGUUUCUAAUCCACAAAAUGUUCAAUCGUCAAGUUCAGAUGAAAGUCCUAAAAGUGAAGAAAAUUCAGUUGCAAAACGAAAGCGCAGAAGGACAACACCAGUACCUAUAAGCAAUAAAGAAGAUGAAGAUGACGAUGGAGCUACAUGUACAAUUUGCCUUGAUAACUUUCAAUCUGCUGGCAUUCAUCGAGUCAUAUCAUUGAAGUGUGGGCAUCUUUUUGGAGAAUCUUGUAUAAAACGAUGGAUUAAAGAAUGUGCUCAUCCAAAAUGUUGUCCACAGUGCAAAACAAAAGCCAAUGCUAGAGACAUACGAUUUAUUUACGCUUCAAAAAUUCGUGUGUUUGAUAAUUCACGCGAGCAUGAUCUCGAACUUCAAAUACAAAAUCUAAACGAAGAAAAGAAACGUUUGGCAUCAGAAAACCAAAUUAAUAGUAUUAUGGUAAUAACACAAAAAGCUGAAAUCAAAAGGCUUAAAGAUGAGAUUGAAAUGCUUAGAGAUUGUGCUCGCGCGGAAAGUAGGCGAGCAACAGCUGGGAUCAGAACAAUCAAGAAAACUAAAAAGAACGUCGACUUUAAGGAAAACCUUGAUAGUCGUUUGCUAAAAUAUUUGAGUCGACACAGAAAGUUGGUAGUUUCACAAAAAGCCUGUGAACGGUCAAUGUUUCCUGGUUAUGGCAUUAAAUUAGUUGAUCUAUCAACAUAUCGUCAAGAAAAAUUCAUCAACACAAGUAAUAAAAUCGUUAAUGAUUUUAGUUUUGAUGUUAAUGAAACUUGUGUGAUAACAUCAUCAAAAGAUGUGACAUGUAAAAUGUUUAACAUGUCAUCAAGUUCGACUGUUGCAGCUUUCACUCCUUCAGAGUCUCCAAUAUGGACAAGCGCGUUUGAUUAUGAUCGUCAUUUUACACUCUACCUCGGUGCACAAAAUGGAACAACUUAUAUUUAUGAUAUACGACAACCAGCGGCAUUCAUCAAAGAAAUCACUCCAAUUAAUAAAUCUCCCAUCAAAUACACAAUUCCGAUAAAGAAAAAUGAUAAUUUUCCAUAUGGAGGAUUUUUAGUCAUCCAUAUGCGAGGAAUUUAUUUUUAUGAAUAUUCGGCAUCAGUUGAAGUUCUUUCAACGACACUCAACUUUCAAUACCCCAUUCUUGUUGCCAGUUAUGAUGACCGAACUGAAAUGCUUCUCAUAACGAGAAUUGUCGCUGACCAAACAAGUGAUUUCAAACAAACGCAGCACGUUCUGAUGAAUCUUGUGAGAGUUGAAGGAAUUCCAGUUCUGCAAGAGAUUUACAGCUUCAAUGGAACAAAUGCAAAACUUCCGGCGUUAUCACGUCCAACACAAAUUAAAGUUCCUGAUGGUGUCAUUAUAGCGACUUAUCUACAAGACACAAGAAUGAUUGAAACGUGGUCACCAACAACCGGCAAAUUUCAUGAAGCUUCGUGCUCUGACGCUAUCACUGAUAUUUGUCCAAUCUACAAUGAUAACAUUCAAUUUUUCGGAGCGCUUUCUUUGUCACGUUGUAGACUAUUCAAACUCAGUUUAGAUUAUUGA
Clunio marinus is the source of this 1572-nucleotide messenger RNA. The record is from the annotation of a GenBank genome assembly. NCBI's taxonomy places the organism in Eukaryota, Metazoa, Arthropoda, Insecta, Diptera, Chironomidae.